AUGGCCAAAUUAUUCAUCGGUGGCCUAGCAUGGCAUACCACAGACGAGACUCUGCGUGCGGGAUUUGAAAAGUUUGGCACCAUUGAAGAAGCCAUCGUCAUCAAGGACCGGGAUACCAACCGCAGCCGUGGAUUCGGAUUUGUGCGCUUCGCGACCGAUGCCGAGGCCGACGCUGCAAUUGACGGCAUGAACAAUCAGGACUUCGAUGGCCGUGUCAUUCGAGUCGACCGAGCAUCCAACAAUGCCAGUUCGCGUGGAAACGAUGGCGGUUUCCAUGGCCGUGGAGGAUACAACCGUUUCGAAGGUGGUAACAACCGUGGAGGCUACAGCGGCGGUGGUUAUGGUGGUCACGGAGGCUGGGGUGGCGGCAAUCAGUACCAAGGUCAAGGAGGACAAGGUCCUGCCUAA
Molecule: messenger RNA, 408 nt
Organism: Talaromyces amestolkiae
Lineage: Eukaryota; Fungi; Ascomycota; Eurotiomycetes; Eurotiales; Trichocomaceae
Exons: 6
Coding region: 1-408 (135 amino acids)
Molecular function (GO): RNA binding
Source: RefSeq, a predicted model, not a curated record